Molecule: messenger RNA, 3372 nt
Organism: Talaromyces atroroseus
Lineage: Eukaryota; Fungi; Ascomycota; Eurotiomycetes; Eurotiales; Trichocomaceae
Exons: 10
Coding region: 1-3372 (1123 amino acids)
Biological process (GO): transmembrane transport; regulation of DNA-templated transcription
Cellular component (GO): fungal-type vacuole membrane
Molecular function (GO): zinc ion binding; DNA-binding transcription factor activity, RNA polymerase II-specific; transmembrane transporter activity
Source: RefSeq, a predicted model, not a curated record
AUGCCUCCCAAUGAUUAUAGCAGUCGACCCAUACCAUCGAAAGACACGAGCACGCGUGCUUGGUUGAUCGUGGCAGGAGGCUUACUCAUUUAUUUUCCAACUUUUGGGUUUCUUAAUGCUUUUGGUACAUUCCAGACCUAUUACGAACAGGACCUUCUCGCAGGAACGUCAAGUUCCAAGAUUGCUUGGAUCGGAUCUUUGCAGAUAUUUCUGCUUUUCAUCGGUGGCCUGGUGGUCGGUCCUUUGUAUGACAAAGUAGGCGCGACGAGGCUGCUCGUGCCAGGAGCCGUGAUCUAUGUCACUUCCUUGAUGCUCACCAGUGUGUGUAAAAAAUACUAUCAACUUAUCUUAGCCCAGGGCAUUGCUUUUGGCUGCGCCAAUGCUCUUUUAUUCUAUCCUACCAUAGCAGCGAUUAACCAGUGGUUCGAUAAACAACGAGGCAUUGCCCUGGGCCUUGCCGUAUCGGGGUCUUCUCUCGGAGGCAUUUUCUGGACCGAGUUGAUCAGCUAUAUGUUCAAAAAGAUUGGCUUUGGAUGGUCCGUCCGUGCUUGUGGGUUCAUAAGCCUGGCAUUUGUCAUCCCCAGCUGCUUUCUGAUCAUUACUCGUCCGCCGGAGCCAGGAGAGAGUGAAGAUUCGAAGGUCGACUUCAAGGAGAUCCUUUACAAUAAGACAUACAUACUCUUCAGCUUGGGGAUGCUGCUCGUCCUCUGGGGAAUGUUCAUCCCCUUCUUCUAUCUUCCCUCUUACGGAGAGAGUUAUGGCAUGAGCACAGCUGCGGCGAAUAAUCUCCUGGCCUAUAUGAAUGCCGGGUCUUUCCUUGGACGUGUCUUCACUGGUAUAUUAUCCGAUCGUAUAGGGCGAUUCAACAUGAUCUCUCUUGCAUCACUAAGUUGCGGUAUCCUACUUUUCUGUCUCCACCGUAUAACGGCCCCCGGAGCCAUCGUCGCAUUCUCAGUCCUCUACGGUAUCUGCUCCGGUGGUUUGAUUUCUCUGCAGUCCGCAUGCAUCGGUCAAAUUACCCCAGCCCAUAACAUUAUCGGCGUAAGAAUCGGACUGAUGAUGGCUUUCUGCUCCAUAGGUGGAUUAACCGGCAGUCCAAUCGCAGGCGCGCUGCUCACUACAGAUCAUGGAAAGUGGUACGGGUUCAUUGAUUUUUGUGCAUUUAUUCUCACUGGCGGCGCGGUAGUCACCAUUGUUUCGCGUCUUGCAAACAUGCCAAUACUAUACAUCAAAUUGAUAGGACCGAUCCGGAGUAUUCAUUUGGGUGACGAUGAUGUAAAGAGAAGCAGCCAUCUUGCAACAACUACGCUAGGCCAAACAUGUGGAAAAUGCCUGAUGGUUACUCGAUUUACCAUUGAUAUUACAUCCCAAAUACCUCACAUGGCUAAGACAUCCGAAUUACGCCGGAGCUGUGGCCUCUGUCGUUCUCGCAAAAUAGCCUGCUCCGGCGAGACCAUCUGCAAAGCUUGUCGCGAGCGCUCCAUCGAGUGUGUCUACGAUCUGGAGACUCCCAAGGGUCGUCCUCGUAGUCAUAAGAAUGAUGCUGCUGCUUCUAACAGGAGUAAUGUGGGGGACAGCGAUAGCGCGGCCGCUUCGAUCAGUAUCAGUGUCAUGGCUGAAUUGGAUGUCAUGUUUCGCGAGAAUUUCGGAGCUGAACCCGUCGCUGCUCCAUCAAACCUUUUUCAUGAGCGUGUUGCUUCCUUCAAUAGGAACCUGGCCGCGGGGAAAGCGAGACACGAUGCCUCAACCCCGCCAGGUACUUUGACUUACCCAGCCUUCCUUGCGCUGUUGACCCAAGACCUGGUGGAAACAGUGGCUGUAAAGUUUGGAAAUUUAGACUGUCAGCCGUUCUUCGGACCCGGUGAACGGUUCUACCGGGCAUGUAUGUUGCAAGACACAAUUGAUAGCAUGUUCGAGGCCUCAGAAUCCCUGCCCUGUUCAUCUGAUGUGUUAGACGAAUACAGUCCUUCUCUAAUCACCCAACACCUCGAGGUUUGGUUCAACAACCACCCGCUAUCAAUCAUAAUCUCCAAAACCCUCCUCCUGCGCGAAAUACGCAAUGACUCCGCAAACCAAGUUCUUUUGGGAGUUCUCUUGGCUGACGCUCAUCACUUCAGUGAUGAUUCAGCCAGAGAAGAUCGCAUGCUGAAAUGGGCUAUCUCUCAAUUAUACCUCCUCUCUGCUAAUAAGGCGGACAUUAUUACUGCUCAGAUCACCUUGCUGUUGGGAUGGUAUCAUGCCUGCCGUUGUCAUUCACGCCGAGCGUUAUGUUAUAUUGGUUAUGCAUGUCGUAUCGCAACCAUGCUGAAGUGCCAGUUGCACGAGUCGUCUUCAAGGAACCAAACACAGAUCAAUGGGAUUGAUCAUGGCGCAGUCGAAGCAGAGGUGAUUCACAACAUAUGCUGGGUAGCUUUGGCCAUCACCACCUGGGCCUUCAUUCAAAUGGACAUGUCUUUGGCAGAUCUACUACCGGCUGGGCUGAUGCAGGUCCUCCCAGCCAGCACGGAAGCCGAUUCAAUGCUACUACAGCUUGACCGUGCUACACAUAAUCUUUCUACUUUAAAACAUCAAAUCUCGUCUCUACAGUCCGUCUGGCUCCUAUCGCAUGUCACCUCGCUGUCUGCAAAUAUGUAUGCCUUGUAUCCACGGCUCUCUUCAGGCAGACAACCCGAGUCACACCCCUGGCAGGACCUAGUCCUCCGCCGGCUGGAUCACUUGCUCCAUCAAGGACGCAGUCUGGCGCAGAUUUGCAGCGACUCGCGUGACGCUAUUCUGGAUGUUAUCGCAUUGGUGCAGACCCAACAUUUGGAGAGCAAGGCUGCAUCUGCCCUACUAGCAUUUUAUCACGCUCUGUCCAUCCAACUACUUUUUCCUCAUGGAAAGGACCAAAGCAACUGCCAUCCGCCGGUUCUCUCCGACAUUCUCUUCCAGAAACUCUCCAAAUCCAUGCACGGCCUUAAACAGCUCUUUCCGGCUAUUCAAUCUGUUGCAAAACAAAAUGCCGCCCAGCCAACCAACAUAGCUUCAGCCGCACUUCAUUUCUAUAUCCUCGCCCUUGAUGCCACUGGUCGAGCCUUAGCCCACAUUCUGGCUAAGCUCGCGCCGGGCGAACAGAUAUCCUGGCAAGAUCGACUCGCACACCUCUUUGAUGCCGGAUCUGCUCUCCACGGCCUGUUCGACGACGAUGUGCUCCUCCAAGACCACCGCUGGCGAUCCGUUAAACGUCAACUCAAAGUCGCAUGCACAAGAAGACUCAACCCCCGGAUGGCCAACCUGGCAACAACAAUUGCAACUCAAUUCAUCACCCAAGAUACCCACUUUCAGCUUCAAGCAUCCUAUAGCGCCUAUCAGGUCGUCGGGUCCAGCUGGUAA